AUGGUGAAACUCGCAGAAUUCAGCGUCGAACGGUGGAUGGACCUCUACGAGAACGACGCCCAGCACAACCUCGCAGAGACAUGCUGCGCCUCCAUCUCGUUGAACGAUAUCCUCCAAUUUUCCGGCGCCUCAUCGUCGGACGUCCCGCCACUCAUCGAUUUCUCCCGCAAGCAGACGUACGGCGCCAUCCGUGGAUCCACCGGGCUGCGAGAGAACAUUGCGAAGCUCUAUCAGGGUUCUAGCGUCGCUUUGCAAGGACACGGGCAGCAGCAGCAGCAGCAGCAGGGCGCAUCUCCCGCAGGCAUCACCGCAGAGCAGGUGCUUGUAACCACCGGCGCCAUCCAUGCUAAUUUUCUGGCCCUCUACACGCAGGUCGGACCGGGUGACCAUGUUAUCUGCCACUACCCGACGUAUCAGCAACUGUACUCGGUUCCCGAGUCGCUCGGUGCGGAGGUGAGCCUGUGGCGCUCUUCGGCCGAGAAUGGGUGGGCUCUGGAUUUGCAGGAGCUGCGGGGGUUGAUCCGGGCGAACACGAAGGUUAUUAUCCUCAAUAACCCCCAAAACCCCACGGGCGCGAUCCUUCACCGCGAAUUCCUGCGCAGUGUCGUCGAGAUCGCCCGGGAACAUAACCUUAUCGUCCAUUGUGACGAGGUCUAUCGCCCAAUGUUCCACUCCCUGCCGCAGGGAGAGACUUCUCCGCCCUCGAUCCUGGAAUUCGACUAUGAGAAUCUUGUCUCCACGGGGUCGAUGAGUAAGGCUUUCAGUCUGGCGGGUUUGCGGAUUGGGUGGAUUGCGUCCCGGAACCAGAGGAUCAUUGAGGCAUGCGCCUCGAGUCGUGAUUAUACCCUGAUCUCUGUGAGCCAGGUUGAUGAUGAGAUCGCGACGCGCGCGUUGAGUUCUCCGUGCAUAGAAAAUCUCUUGUCCAGGAAUCUGGAUCUUGCGAGAACGAAUUUGGAUGUCCUUGAGACGUUUCUGAAAGAGUUCAGCUGGGCGGUGCAAUGGGUGAGACCGCAGGCGGGCACGACAGCGUUUGUCAAGUUUGUGAAUCGGCAGGGAAGCCCUGUUGACGAGGUGGUGCUUUGUGAGCGACUGAUGGAGACAACCGGCGUUAUGUUGGUGCCCGGGGGUAGAUGCUUUGGCGAGAGUGUUGAUUUCACGGGCUAUGUGCGUGUCGGCUAUGUACCGGAACGGGAGGUGUUGGAGCGUGGAUUGGCGGCUUGGAAAGUGUUUAUGCGGGAGGAGUAUGAGCAAUUGCCCAUUGUUUGAGGCUCUGGCCUGGUAACCAGAAGUGAUGGAGCAAGAUUGUGUCCCCAAUAGGAGCGAG
Aspergillus uvarum CBS 121591 is the source of this 1324-nucleotide messenger RNA. Its product is annotated as putative aminotransferase. Lineage: Eukaryota; Fungi; Ascomycota; Eurotiomycetes; Eurotiales; Aspergillaceae. The record is from RefSeq and is a predicted model, not a curated record. The transcript has 3 exons. Gene Ontology annotation, biological process: biosynthetic process. Bases 1 to 1266 code for a protein of 421 amino acids. Gene Ontology annotation, molecular function: pyridoxal phosphate binding; catalytic activity.